AUGUCCUCCCCAGACCGCGAAGACGACACGGGGCCCUCUGCCAAGAAGCGCAAGGUCCAACGCGCUUGCGAUUACUGCAGGCGUAAGAAGAGCGAUGGCUAUCAACGAGCUGACAAUCGUUGUUCCAAAUGUACCUCUCGACGCACCGACUGUACUUAUGUGGAGCCUCUAUACGUGCGUCGUUCAGCUCCCGAAUUUGACAUAUUUCUCAUAUUGUUCUAUGUUGACAAGGUCGAAGGCCGUAUGCAACGACUGGAACAGUUGCUAAAAAAGCUCAGUCCAGGCAUCGACAUAACAAAAGAGCUCGAUAGCACACUUUCCGACAACGAAGGUGGCUCUUCCGCAUCUGUUGGCGCUUCAACACGGUCAGAUACCAGCACUCUACGCACAGGAAAGCCGUCGACAUCGACUACGCUCAGCCCGCCCAUAGCUGCAAGCCCAAGUAUCCCCGCUGUCUCUGAUGAUCUCGACCCCAGCGAUGACGAGAGCGAGCUGCAGAAGAAUAUCGUUGACGGUUUCAAUAGGCUAUCGAUUGACCCAGUCACCUAUCGAUACCACGGGAAGUCGAGUGGGUUGGUCUUCGUCCGUGCUGCAAAGCACCUAAAGGAUCAGAUCGAAGCGGACAUGACUACGACGACGAAAGCGCAGUCCACUGAAGAGCCACCUCGAUCCGUCAACAAGCAAUAUGCUCCUAUUCCGGUCAAGGAUGCUCCACCUCCAUUCACUGAAUUUCCGCCAGAAGACCUCCUGGGAGACCUUAUGAAUCUCUACUUCCGAGAGAUGAAUGAUUAUAUGCCUCUUCUCCACGAGCCUACGUUCAAGCAAUGCAUCAAGAACGGACUCCAACACCACCACGGGGCUUUCGGGGGAACCUUGCUUCUUGUUUGUGCCUGUGGCGCUCGCUUUAGUGACGAUUCACGAGUCCUUCUCGAAGGGACUCAUAAUACGGAAUCAGCUGGGUGGAAGUGGUUCGAGACGGUCGAACGGGUAUACAAGUCAUACAUGGCGCCUGCUACCGUAUAUGACCUUCAGGUCCGCGUGUUGCUAGUCCUGUACCUGCAAGGGACCACAGUGCCGCACACUUCCUGGACACACAUUGGCAUUGGCGUGCGUAUGGGCGUCGAUAUUGGCGCACAUAGGAAGAAGAUGUACGGGGCGAUCCCUACAAUCGAGGAAGAAAUGAUCAGACGCGCUUUCUGGAUUUUGGCCGUCCUAGACUGGGGCUCCGCCUACAGUAUGGGUCGCCCAGCAUCUAUCCAUGACGAAGACAUGGACCUUGGGUUACCUCUUGAGUGCGAUGACGAAUAUUGGAUCUCUUCCGGCGGAGAAAGAGCCUUUCAGCAACCGCACGGGAGGCCAUCGAAGAAUUGCUUCUUUACGAGCUACAUAAGGCUGUGUCAGAUCUUGGCGUUCGCGGUGCGCACAGUAUACUCAAUCAACAAGUCUAAAUCAGCAUUGGGUCAUGGAGACCAACAAUGGGAGCAACGUAUAGUGGCCGACCUCGACUCUGCAUUGAACAGAUGGGUGGACACAGUGCCCGGUCAUCUGCGAUGGGAUCCAGACCGGGAGGACACUUUGUUCCUGAAACAGUCUGCCGUUCUCCUCUCGCAUUAUUACCAAUUCCAGAUCGCCGUGCAUAGACCAUUCAUUUCCACGCGUAGGGGAUCACCCUUAUCGUUCCCGUCACUCAUUAUCUGCACGAACGCCGCAAGGUCAGGGGUUCGCGUAGUGAGCCAUCUCUAUCAACGUACGGGGGAUCCGUCAUACAAGAAUCUGUCUUCUUUGUUUAUGUACGCAGUGGUAUUGUUGCUGAGCGUUUGGGGCGAAAAGAAGUCUGGCCGUACGGUCAAUGCCGCCCAGGACGUUGCAUAUGUCAAGAAGUGCUUGGAGAUGAUAAGGGCUUGUCAUAGAAAGUGCGUGACAGCUGCUAGCUUCCCUUCACGUUUGAUUUUUAAUGCCCCAAUCGUUCAGGAUGGCGACGGCCGAUAG
Molecule: messenger RNA, 1989 nt
Organism: Dichomitus squalens LYAD-421 SS1
Lineage: Eukaryota; Fungi; Basidiomycota; Agaricomycetes; Polyporales; Polyporaceae
Exons: 11
Coding region: 1-1989 (662 amino acids)
Biological process (GO): regulation of DNA-templated transcription; DNA-templated transcription
Molecular function (GO): DNA binding; zinc ion binding; DNA-binding transcription factor activity, RNA polymerase II-specific
Source: RefSeq, a predicted model, not a curated record